Molecule: messenger RNA, 1251 nt
Organism: Trypanosoma conorhini
Lineage: Eukaryota; Euglenozoa; Kinetoplastea; Trypanosomatida; Trypanosomatidae
Product: putative splicing factor 3 subunit
Exons: 1
Coding region: 1-1251 (416 amino acids)
Biological process (GO): regulation of alternative mRNA splicing, via spliceosome; mRNA cis splicing, via spliceosome
Cellular component (GO): catalytic step 2 spliceosome; U2 snRNP; U2-type prespliceosome
Molecular function (GO): RNA binding
Source: RefSeq, a predicted model, not a curated record
AUGGCCACCGAGGACGACGCCACCCCCGGCAUCAUCGCCCCCGGCCCGGAGCUGCGGGCAAAGAUUGAGAAGUCGGCCGCCAGCCUCGCAAAGCGCGACAAGCGCAAGGCGGAGGAGAUGAUGGCCAAAGUCCUCGCCAGUCCGAAGCGAGAGGAGUUUCUCUACUUUGAGAUGACCCACGUGUUUUACCCCUUUUUCCUGCAGCGGCUGAACGAGUACCGCGCCCAUCCCGAGCUCAUUCCCACCGACGAGAAGAAGGAGCAGGCGCAGGGCACGGCGGCCGCCGCCGCAGUGACAGCGACAACGACGAUCAAGGCGGGAGGCAUUGUGCGACGCGAGGGCGGCACGGCGGCGCGCCACGACCCAAAACGCGAUGAGGCGCUGCGGCAGGCGGAGGUGGAGGCGCAGCGCUACUUGGAGGACCCAUUUCCCAACCGCUACUCCCUCGACCUGCUGCACGGCACCAUUAACAUGCCGGCACUGACGCUGAGUUACAUGACCUGCACCGCGCAGUACGUCGCCAAGUACGGGGAGCGAUUCCUGAAGGAAAUACUUGGCAGGUACCGCAACAACGCGGCGUUUCGGUUUCUCCUCAGCGAGGAUGUGCGCCACAGCGUCUUUCUGAAGCUCGUGGAGUCCUACCGGUUGAUUUUAAAUUACGACCCCGACGAGGUAGAGGACAGGCUAGAGCGCUACCGCUCCGCUCAGGAGAUUCUCAACACGAUAUGCGAGGAAAAAGUGAAGUACGCCAAGGCCGCCAUCGCCCGGCGCAAGGCCGCCCUGCUCACCGACGAAGAGCUUCGAGACAGGCUUGAGUGGAACGUGUUUACCGUCGUGCAGCAGUUUUCGUUGAGCGACUUGGGCCUAGACGGUCCAAUGCCGCAGUCUGCCGCCGCCCACCGCCGCCAGCUCCCAGAGGUCGCCAACGGCGGCAGUACGUUAGAGGCGCCCACGCUUUCCACGGCGGCAGCAGCGGCAGCGCCGAUGUCGGAGGUCCCUGCGGGCCCCCCACGAAUGCUGCGCCCUCCGGAAGGCGUCAUGGCGCCGCCGACGUUCACGCCCACCUUCAUUAGCAGCAGUCUUGUGACCUCCACCGACCCCACCGCUCCGCUCGCCCGACGGAAGAGGGGCCACGACGAGGUGGACGCGCGGCACAGUCCCCGGGGCGGGGACUCCGCCAGUGCUCCCCGCGACAGGCGCGGCUAUGAGGAGGCGCGGGGCAACGACCCCGCAAAACGAAGCCGGGUUUGA